AUGGGUAUACAUCGGAUGAUUCAUGUUGCAAAUAUUUUUAGAUACAGCUACAGUAAAAAGCUAUAUCUAAUGUACACUGUUCAUCCUUUAACCGAAUAUAUUAUUAAUUUUUCACUUCUUCCCAUAUCUCAAUCUUUUCCCUCGUUUUCUUCCAAGAUUGGCGCUAGAAACUAUUUUAGCACUUCUGAUUUGGGUAAGUUCAAGUCCUCAACCUCUCUCUUUCAAAGGGUUGGUGCUCGUCUUCACUCUGUGUUCAAGGUUGCCAAAGACCACGACGGAGCUCAAAAGUUGUCUGAUAUUUCAAAGAAUCACCAAGUGAGAAAGAAGUACACCAUUCAGCUUGGCGAGAAUGAGCUUGUCCUCAAGUUAGACAUUUUGAAAGAAGAUGCAAAUGUGUACAAGUUGAUUGCUCCAGUUCUUGUAAAGCAAGAAUUGGCAGAGGCCAAUGCAAAUGUGCGCAAGAGAAUUGAAUACAUCUCUGCUGAAUUGAAGCAACUUGAUGGAACUCUUCAAGAUUUAGAAGAGAAGCAAAAUAGCAAAACAGAAGCGGUUUACCAAUUGGAAAGAAGGCUGCAAAGAAGCGAAAGAGGCAAGAGGAUAACUCUUCCAAUCUUACUGAUUUAG
Molecule: messenger RNA, 624 nt
Organism: Humulus lupulus (European hop)
Lineage: Eukaryota; Viridiplantae; Streptophyta; Magnoliopsida; Rosales; Cannabaceae
Product: prefoldin subunit 6-like
Exons: 5
Coding region: 1-624 (207 amino acids)
Biological process (GO): protein folding; chaperone-mediated protein complex assembly
Cellular component (GO): prefoldin complex; cytoplasm
Molecular function (GO): protein-folding chaperone binding
Source: RefSeq, a predicted model, not a curated record